This is a messenger RNA of Coffea eugenioides, 1051 nucleotides long. RefSeq names its product peroxidase 18. NCBI's taxonomy places the organism in Eukaryota, Viridiplantae, Streptophyta, Magnoliopsida, Gentianales, Rubiaceae. The coding region runs from base 25 to 1008 and encodes 327 amino acids. Gene Ontology annotation, biological process: response to oxidative stress; hydrogen peroxide catabolic process. The transcript has 4 exons. The record is from RefSeq and is a predicted model, not a curated record. Gene Ontology annotation, molecular function: peroxidase activity; heme binding.
AACUUCCCUAGAAAAGAGUGGCUUAUGGCAGAAACACUUCAUAUACCUUACCACCUUUUAACCUUUGUUUUGUUCCAUUUAGCUUUGUUUGCAUCUUCAUCGUACAGCCUCUCUUUUGACUUCUAUGCAACUUCUUGCCCUACAGCUGAAAUAAUAGUGAAGAAUACAGUAAGAGAAGCUUCCUCUUUGGACCCAACACUUCCUGGAAAGCUUCUUCGCUUGGUUUUCCAUGAUUGUUUUGUGGAGGGCUGUGAUGCUUCUAUACUAUUACAAGGGAAUGGGACUGAAAGAAGUGAUCCAGCAAAUUCUUUCCUAGGAGGGUUUUCAACAAUUGAUUCAGCCAAAAGGGUGCUUGAAUUCUUCUGUCCAGGAACAGUUUCUUGUGCUGAUAUUCUAGCUUUAGCUGCCAGAGAUGCUGUCGAAUUUGCAGGAGGGCCAAGUGUGCAGAUUCCAACAGGAAGGAGAGAUGGGAGGAUUUCUUUGGCUUCAAAUGUGAGGCCUAAUAUAAUAGACACAAGUUUUACAAUGGAUCAAAUGCUUAAGAUAUUCUCAGCUAAGGGCCUAUCGUUGGACGACUUAGUCACCCUCUCAGGGGCACACACAAUAGGAUCAGCACAUUGCAACGCAUUCAUGGAUCGAUUCAAAGUUGAUUCCAAGGGAAAUUUCACUCUUAUUGAUUCAUCUCUCGAUAGAGAAUACGCGGCACAGCUAACCAAAAGAUGUCCAGGAGGGGCAGCAGCUACAUCACCUACUACAGACAACGACCCAGAAACACCUAAUUUAUUUGACAACCAAUACUAUAAGGAUCUCCUGGCUCACAAGGGCCUCUUUCAAUCUGAUUCAGUUCUGGUAAGUGAUAAGAGAACAAUCAGCAAAGUUCAGAAUUUUGCAAAUAAUCAAGACAGUUUCUUUGAGCGUUGGGAACAGUCGUUCUUGAGGCUUACUAGCAUUGGGGUGAAGAUAGAUAAUGAAGGAGAGGUUCGACAAUUAUGUGCAGUUGUUAAUUAAGUGAUAAUCAAAUAAAAGAGCUAUUGAAAUAAUUUUUAAAUUU